Messenger RNA from Cercospora beticola, 420 nucleotides. RefSeq lists its product as uncharacterized. The record is from RefSeq and is a predicted model, not a curated record. NCBI's taxonomy places the organism in Eukaryota, Fungi, Ascomycota, Dothideomycetes, Mycosphaerellales, Mycosphaerellaceae.
AUGGUCCUCUCUCACGAACAAUGUAACCUAGAUGGCGCCCUCAAACUGUUAUACAAGUAUUUGUCGGAUUUACGAACGAACUGGGGAAUUUUACCCGUGGCUGCAAGGACUCUAAAGGCAAAAGUGGCCAAAGCCAUGAGUGCCGCGCUUGAGCUGGCCUUUCCGAAUAGGCCACCCGUGCCUCUGAAACCCAACGCACAAAGCUCAGGGGGCAUCGAGACGGACAAGGAGCUGGAGCAAUUAGUCCAGGACGACUACUCUGGAUUGAAGGGGGACGCCGCGCAAGGCGUUUUUCCUCGGAUCAUCGCCACAAUCUACAAGUACGAUGACACGACUUAUGCGUACACAGCCCCGGGACCGACCAAAACACGUUGCGACUCCUACGCAGCACAUGCAGUGCAGCUACGCAAAAAAAUCUGA